AUGGCUUCCUCAUCUACUCUGAAAGAUAUUCCUUCCCUAAUUGAGAGGGCUAUAGCAAAACUACCUCCAGAUCUUGCUGCCCAAGCUGUUGACAAAAAGAGAAAGGCAAGAUCUCAAGACCCAGGAUGGAAGGAGGUAGUCCCAGCCGGAAUAUGCAGAUUCAAGCAGCACCUUGCUGGGGGGUAUGGAGAUGCAAUAAAAUGUCCUAAUCCUCCAGCAAUAGUUAGGAAGGAGAUGGCUGUUUACCUGAAAAAGAGUUCAAGGACUGUUCUUGUGGAGGUACCUACAGAAGAUGAAGAUGAACAAGAUGCUGCUGGUGCAGAAGAACCUGCAGCUGUACCAGUACCAAGUUCUGGAACAAAUGUUAAGCAAGCCAAGAAGAUUGCCUCAGGCUACCACAAGUAA
Molecule: messenger RNA, 405 nt
Organism: Miscanthus lutarioriparius
Lineage: Eukaryota; Viridiplantae; Streptophyta; Magnoliopsida; Poales; Poaceae
Source: the annotation of a GenBank genome assembly